AAAAGUGUUGUUGGCACAUACGCCUGGAUGGCUCCUGAAGCAUAUAAGUUUCAACAGUACUCCGAAGCUUCUGAUGUUUGGAGCUACGGUGUUGUGCUGUGGGAGUUGCUUACCCGCAAGGAUCCUCAUCAAGGACAGCUGCCCAUAACAGUAGCUUACAUUGUUGAUCCAGAGAAGCGACCCACCUUUGCUCAUCUUUUAGAUCAGUUUUUAGAAUAUCAAGAAGAAUUGGAGCGCAGUGGCUUCUCGGAAGAACAGGAAGCUCUCGUGCAACGAGUACAUACUGAUAUUGAGAAAGAAAUCACUCAGUUUUACGUCAAACUGAAUCGCGACGAGGGACACGAGAAAAUGCGGAUGAUGUGUGAAAAGCUAUAUGAACAAUUGGAAAUAAGGGGUGAUGGGCGUUCAAAGCUACCGGAAGCCGCCGCACCUGAAGUUCGGGAGCGACGUCGGGGCAAAAAGAAGAUUGAGAAACAAGAUAUAUCAAAACCUCAGGGUACGUUUCUAUAA
Messenger RNA from Strongylus vulgaris, 510 nucleotides. The record is from the annotation of a GenBank genome assembly. Lineage: Eukaryota; Metazoa; Nematoda; Chromadorea; Rhabditida; Strongylidae.